CACGUUUUGCUAUUACAUUGCAACUCAUUGUGAGCUUGAUGGAUGAUUUUCUGUCAAAAACAUGGAUAUGUGUCCAGGUGAAUGAGUUUCACCGGCUGCGUGAACUUGAGGAUUUUCCGGGGUGUCGAGAUAAGUUCAGCAAACGCUUCAAACCACGUCUCACCUACAUGAUUUGUCACCUGGAAGAGUUACAACAUGUAGACAGAAACCUAAGUAAAGAUCCAUACAAAUUCAAGUCUGUGUGAAACAAUCUCUCUUUGUUUUGAUGCAUAAAUACAUUUUUCAUUACUGAACCUAGCUAGC
Molecule: messenger RNA, 303 nt
Organism: Linum tenue
Lineage: Eukaryota; Viridiplantae; Streptophyta; Magnoliopsida; Malpighiales; Linaceae
Source: the annotation of a GenBank genome assembly